Molecule: messenger RNA, 1293 nt
Organism: Trichechus manatus latirostris (Florida manatee)
Lineage: Eukaryota; Metazoa; Chordata; Mammalia; Sirenia; Trichechidae
Gene: SLC38A8
Product: solute carrier family 38 member 8
Exons: 10
Coding region: 1-1293 (430 amino acids)
Biological process (GO): amino acid transmembrane transport
Molecular function (GO): L-amino acid transmembrane transporter activity
Source: RefSeq, a predicted model, not a curated record
AUGGAGGGACAGACUGCAGAAAGCAGGGGCCUUGCAGAAAAAGCUUCCCCUGCUGCGGCACCCCCCAGCUUGUCCUCGCUCGGGGCUGUCUUCAUCCUGAUGAAAUCUGCCCUGGGGGCUGGCCUGCUCAACUUCCCCUGGGCCUUCCACCAGGCCGGAGGGCUGGCCCCGGCCUUCUUUGUGGAACUGGUCUCCUUGGUCUUCCUGGUCAGCGGGCUGCUUAUCCUGGGCUACGCAGCCUCUGUGAGCGGCCAGCCCACUUACCAGAGUGUGGUCCAUUGGCUGUGCGGCCCCAGCGUCGGGAAGCUGUGUGAGGCCUGUUUCAUCAUCAACCUACUCAUGAUCUCCGUGGCCUUCCUCAGGGUGAUCGGGGACCAGCUGGAGAAGCUGUGUGACUUCCUUCUGCCCAGUGCACUGCCGGCCCUGCAGCCCUGGUACGUGGACCAGCGCUUCACCCUGACCCUGCUCUCCAUCCUGGUCAUCCUGCCACUAUCCACCCCACGGGAGAUCGGCUUCCAGAAAUACACGAGCAUCCUAGGUACCUUGGCUGCCUGCUACCUGACCCUAGUCAUCAUGGUGCAGUAUUACUUCUGGCCUCAGGGCCUGGUUCGGGAGCCCCAUUUUUUGCAAAGCCCUUCCUCCUGGACCUCAGUGUUCAGUGUCUUCCCCACCAUCUGCUUUGGAUUCCAGUGUCACGAAGCUGCCGUCUCCAUCUACUGCAGCAUGCGCAACCAGCAUCUCUCCCACUGGGCCCUGGUCUCCACGCUGUCCCUGCUGGCCUGCUGCCUCAUCUACACGCUGACAGGGGCUUACGGCUUCCUGACCUUCGGGGCAGGUGUUUCUGCUGACAUCCUAAUGUCCUACCCUGGCAACGACGUGGUUGUCAUCGUCGCCCGAGUCCUGUUUGCCGUCUCCAUUGUGACCGUCUACCCCAUCGUGCUCUUCCUGGGGAGGUCGGUGCUGCAGGACUUCUGGAAGAGGAGCUGCUGCAGGGCUCCCCCCGACCCUUCAGGGUUAGGGGUGCGGAUGCCGCUGACCAUCUCAUGGGUCGCCGCAACGCUCACCAUGGCCCUGCUCCUGCCUGACCUCGGUGAGGUCAUCGGCAUCAUUGGUGGCAUCAGCUCCUUCUUCAUCUUCAUCUUCCCAGGUCUGUGCCUCAUUUGUGCCAUGGAUAUCGAGCCCUUGGGGCCAGGACUCAAGUGCUGCCUGGAGCUCUGGGGCGUCGCCUCCGUGCUGGUGGGCACCUUCAUCUUCGGCCAGAGCACAGUGGCAGCUGUCCUGGAGCUGUUCUAA